Molecule: messenger RNA, 242 nt
Organism: Acaulospora colombiana
Lineage: Eukaryota; Fungi; Glomeromycota; Glomeromycetes; Diversisporales; Acaulosporaceae
Source: the annotation of a GenBank genome assembly
UACACUAUGCACCUGAUGGGAGUGGGGUUCAAAUAGCUCCUGAUGUUACUGUAUACCCAAGUAAAGCAAUUGUUCCAAGACCUUCCAUUUCUACCAUUAUACCUCGUCCUCCCAGUGAUAUCAAACUGUGGGCCAAAGUGUUGGUCGUUUGGGACAAAAGUAUCAAUGAUGGCAUGUCUUAUUUAUUAUUCGAUGAUACUAAGUUAAGCAUUGCACCUGAUUCGUCUGCUUUUAAAUAUUAG